This is a messenger RNA of Solanum stenotomum, 354 nucleotides long. RefSeq lists its product as uncharacterized. The record is from RefSeq and is a predicted model, not a curated record. NCBI's taxonomy places the organism in Eukaryota, Viridiplantae, Streptophyta, Magnoliopsida, Solanales, Solanaceae. The transcript has a single exon. The coding region runs from base 1 to 354 and encodes 117 amino acids.
AUGAAUCAACCUCUAGUAAAUCAACUAAAAACAGUUAAAGUACAAACACUAUUAGAAGAACUUGUUGAACAAGUUCUUUCACAAAUAGAUGAUACGUUACAUUUUGUAGAUGUAGAGAAAGAAAAUGUGGAAAGAGAUAAUGAAGAAAAAUUAGUCAAAAGUUCUAGAAAAACUAUAGAGGAGGAAGAUGAAAAUAAAAAUGAAGAAAAGAAAAUAAAUGAUAAAGAUGAUGAAAAAACGGAAAGUGAUAAAGAAGAUGAGAAAGGUGAAGAAAGUGAUGAAGUAGAUGAUAUUGAAAGUGGAAAAGAUAUUGAAGAGGAAACUGAAAAGGAUGAUGAAGAGGAAAGAGGAUGA